AUGAAGAUCUUCUCGAACCUAGUUUUCCUCACCGUCGCCGUGCUCUCCAGUGCCCUCAUCAUCAACGCUUCGCCCACAACCCGCACGGCACGAAUCGUCACUAACAAGCUGGAGCUUGCAAUAGAGCAGACAAAUGAUGUUGACGAGCUAGUUAGCAAUACUAACCUCUAUAAUAUGUUUGUCAAUGCACCUCUUGUCGGGAUCCAGCUUGCGGAGGUUAUUUGUACUCUGAUCAGCCUUUCAUUAACCCUCACCAAUACUGACAACAGCUUCUCGUCAAUUGAUAGCGAAGAAAUCUUUAAGCGCAUGCUCAUUCUCACCAGUAGCCAGAACGCGCUCAUGGACCGGCUCUCUGGGCGCUUCGGUCUACUCUCGAGCUUCAGUUACUCAGAGCCCGUACGGUUCUCGAUCGUAGUUCUCGCCACCACUGUCCAGCAACUCGCGGAGAAUACCAUCCGCCUGAUCCCGGCGCGGAAACAGGAGCUCGAGGACACGUUUAUGGGCGUGAGGAAGGACUACCAGAAGGUAAUGAAGAACUACUCGGGGUAUAAGCGGGCUGGCGAUUUGUAG
Morchella sextelata is the source of this 570-nucleotide messenger RNA. RefSeq lists its product as uncharacterized. The transcript has 5 exons. The record is from RefSeq and is a predicted model, not a curated record. Lineage: Eukaryota; Fungi; Ascomycota; Pezizomycetes; Pezizales; Morchellaceae. Bases 1 to 570 code for a protein of 189 amino acids.